AUGCCGAGCAAACAAAUAGAUGAAUUCAAUGAGAAGUUGGUGGCUAUAGACACCGGUAAGGAUUUCUUCAUAUUUGAGGUAAAGUGGGUCUUAGAAUCGUUCUACCUGAAUUUUACAAAGUAUCUUUUCCUGCUCCAGAUUGAUUGUAAAAAGCUUGGCGAUGGAUUGAUUUAUGAAGAUGUGGAUGGUUCCAACGUGUUUCCACAUUUCUAUGGCCCAUCUCGAAGUUUUGUUCCUCUCACUCUUGACAUGGUUGUGAAAUCCGAGGGACUAAUUUUGUCAAAUGGCAAAUUUGUUUGUAGCAUGUUGAAUUAG
Lactuca virosa is the source of this 315-nucleotide messenger RNA. Lineage: Eukaryota; Viridiplantae; Streptophyta; Magnoliopsida; Asterales; Asteraceae. The record is from the annotation of a GenBank genome assembly.